Messenger RNA from Sinocyclocheilus rhinocerous, 504 nucleotides. Its product is annotated as CMRF35-like molecule 8. The annotation marks the transcript as partial. Gene Ontology annotation, molecular function: transmembrane signaling receptor activity. The transcript is spliced from 4 exons. Lineage: Eukaryota; Metazoa; Chordata; Actinopteri; Cypriniformes; Cyprinidae. The record is from RefSeq and is a predicted model, not a curated record. Gene Ontology annotation, cellular component: plasma membrane.
CGUGUGUAAAAUCUUAGCAUGUGGGACGUUCUCUUCCUCUUUUCCAGCAUCUGUACAGGUGUUGCAGGUGCUUCAGUUACAGUCAUAGGACACAGAGGAGAGAGAGCAGACAUCAGAUGCACAUAUGAAUCUGGAUAUGAAUCAAAUCCAAAGUAUCUGUGUAAAGGCGAGUGUAUCUUUGGACAGAGAAACAUCAUGGUUAAAUCAGGAUCUCCAGCUGAAGACCAGAGAUUCUCUCUGAGUGACGACACGACGGCCAGAGUUUUCACCGUCACCAUCACUGAUCUGAGAACAGAGGAUGAAGGACAAUACUGGUGUGGAGUGGACAGGACUUUAACUGAUGACUAUUCAGAGAUUGUGUUGCUGGUUAAACAGGCAACACUGUCAUAUUUCAGCAAAACAGAACCAAAUCCACAAUCCAGCAGCAUCACAAUCACAGAAAGAAAAGAAACAAUCACAGAUCAACACAACUCCUCAGCAGGUUCAGUUGUGAUUAUCGUCACU